AGUCCCCAACACCUUGCCGCGGAGGGUGGACGGAGGCCCCGCUCCCUCGCUCCCGACCGCUGGGUGCUGCUGUUGCAACCACUACUCGCUCGCUCAGCCGCGCCUCCCAUUCAGUGAAGAUUCAACCGUUGCUCACAGUGUUACUUCCGAGACGUGACUGACUGGCUGCCACACGUGCGAAUGGUGAGCGUAGCGUGAAGUGUCAGCUAUGCAGCGCAGGGAUAAACGUUCCUAAGAUGAACUCACGGAUUGAUGGGCUUUAGUAGUGUGUAACUAUAAGAGUUGUGGAGCAACGUGGUAGUGUGUCGCUCAUUCGCUGCUCCGAGGACGCCACUUGAGACUUUGUACACCGUCAGCAAUAGCGGGUCCUGCUGGUCCCCUCUACCUCCCUUCUUAGCACAGAGUGAUACAGUGACGUGGUGAAGAUGAGGACCAGCGACGUAAUCAACGAGGCGGCGGCGACAGCCGGGGUGGGCACCGGUCUUCUGUCUCUCAGUGGCGCCGUGACGGCCAACUCCGGCAAAGGCUCAACUUUAGCUGACGUUUCACCAGGUCUUACUUUUGACCUGUCAACCUACACGAGGAUCGUGCAGCAAAUGGCUUCCAAAAUAUACCCCUACGAUCCGGCUGCCGUGGUGGCGUCUCUGGCCGCUCUAGGCCCUACGUCUCACCUGCCUCUAGCCCUCACAGCCCCACACGCACUCUCCCUCACCACAAAGAACUUGGAUAGCGAAAAGGCCAGCAAGAUAGCUGAGUGCCUACUGCCCGGUAGUGGGCUCAAGAUGGGAUGGCAGCCUGAAAAUAAAUCUGAUAAAAAAGUUAAAGAAGAGGAUGGAGAAUCUGCUCUUGAUCUAAGAACUCAAGGUUUAAAGUCUUUGUAUUCAUCCUACAGACGAGCCUCCCUGGAUGAUAUUAAACCCAAAGUCGUGGAAGACAUAUGGGUCGAAAAUGACAUUCAGCUAACAUGGACAGACUCACGCGUGGCUGCUUACAAUCCAGCUCAAAAACUUUUUAUGUGUGUGGACUGUGAGUGCGUGGGAUUUCUGUCCCGUGUAGCAGAGCACUGGCUGGGCGCCCACGCCAACCUGCGCGUCUUCUCCUGCCCCAGGUGUCCGUACACAUCCGCAUGGUCUCGUUGCGUGAAAAUGCAUCUCACGCGGCAGCACAACGAACAGUUCGCCGACACCAAUAUGUGGAAAGAAAAUUCAACACUUAUGGAGGUCACUCGGCUGAUGCAAGAACUGCGAAACAAGGUGGAGAACAGGAUCGAUUCCAGCAACACUUUGGCAGAUAAACGAUUUUAUUGUCCGCAUUGUCCCUACGCCACUGACAGACGUGACCUGUACACGCGUCACGAGAACAUCCACAAGGACGACAAGCCCUUCCACUGCUACCUUUGUUUCAAACAGUUCAACAGAGCAGACCACGUAAAAAAACACUUUGUUCGUAUGCACCCUGAGUCUGAGUACGAUAUUUCCAAGAUUCGUAAGCAGCCAGGCAGUGGGCGAAGUGCUGUUCGCUCACCUCCUUCUCCAUUAGUGACGUUGUCCCAAGAAGCCUCUGCACCACCACCGCUGCCACCGCCACGGGUCAUCACACCGGUUCCAUCUCCUCCCACUGCUCCUUCUCCAGCGCCGUCUCCACAACCCAUGACCCCGGAAGCACCUAUGGCAGACAUGGGCCCAAUAAGUGCUCCCUCAACUCCCGAAGACUGCAGUCCAGCCUCUCCCGGGGCCAUCGUAAACUUGGGUGUGGGGCUGAGCAUGAUAUCUGGCAUGGACAGCCCAGAACCUGGUCGUGGAAGGAGACGUGGAGACCGAGCGUACACGUGUCCUUACUGCCACUGGGCCGGCAGUGACAACUGGUGUCUUAAGCGACACAUGAAUACUCACAUCAAACCUUUUGCAUGUGUCAUGUGUGACUACAAGGCGGCGAGGGCAGAACGGCUCUCCACACACGUCUGGAAGGUGCACAACAAGAGAAUCUGCAACAAGUGCAACUUCCUGGCCGAGACACAAGAGCGUCUGUUGGAACACACUCGAGAGGAACACCACAACAAUCCGUAUUCACGUCGCUACAUUUGCUCCUCCUGCGUGCUAACCUUCGACACCCGGCCUGCCCUGGAGACUCACCAGCACCUCUGCCACCCCUGCCUUACUACCUCAGAUACAUCCACCGGUUCUCCCAUCCCACCAGUGCAGGAUGUGGCUCAUGAUCUAUCCAUUCGCAGUGAAAAUCGCUCGCCGCGACAGGCCUCGUCCCCUCUGGUAUGUCCCGUGGAUGGUUGUGGCCACAUGGUGGGCUGCAGCAGCUCACUGGCAGAUCACAUACGGGAGGAUCACGGAGGUGCUGGUGGCUCCAGCUGUCCCCACUGUGGGUAUCAGCUUACCCACGAUGAGUUAUCUAGGGACCACUGGCUUACUCAUCACAAUGAAGUCUGCGCUGCUUGUGUCCAUGUCUUCACUGCUGUAUAUGGACCACAAUUGUGGAAAAAAGUCCACGUCCGCCCCAGCUCAGUGGAGAGUCCUCUGGACGCGAUUGUCACGGGACUCAAUCGGAAGCGCACCGCCAAUGACGGCUCGCCCGCCGAUUCAUCACUGGAAGGCCCGCUCUCCAUCAUGACAUCACUCUCCACUGUCCACAGGGACUCACCAUCACCAGGAUCUGACACACAGGACACAGAUAGUGAAAGAUUCUGUAAACGCUCAAGAAAACAACGGUGCCCCAAGAAAGUCAUCACAGUGGCAGAAGACUCAAGCAAUGGCUCUUCUCUCAACACGACACGUAAGCACAACUCCAUGAGGUUGCGACGCAGGGCAAUGCUCAACAGACCAGGCUUCGUGAGCCGUCAGUGUCACAAAUGCCCUCGUCGGCCAGUCUUUGCUUCCCGUGCUCGCCUUCAGCUGCAUGUGAAGUGGAGUCAUGGCAGACGCAGUGCUGGGAGACGGAAUCCUCCGACAGAAAGCACUUCGUCUGCCACUGUCUCAGUCCACUAGGGGGAAGAUUGCCAUCUCAACAUAACGGGUAACCAACGAUGUGUGUGCUCUUCACUUAUUACAUUUUCUACACAUUAGGCUCUCAGAA
This is a messenger RNA of Scylla paramamosain (green mud crab), 3084 nucleotides long. It is a transcript of the gene chn, whose product is annotated as zinc finger protein 628-like. Gene Ontology annotation, molecular function: RNA polymerase II cis-regulatory region sequence-specific DNA binding; DNA-binding transcription factor activity, RNA polymerase II-specific. The record is from RefSeq and is a predicted model, not a curated record. Lineage: Eukaryota; Metazoa; Arthropoda; Malacostraca; Decapoda; Portunidae. The transcript has 3 exons. Bases 426 to 2996 code for a protein of 856 amino acids. Gene Ontology annotation, biological process: regulation of DNA-templated transcription.